CAUAGUUACUGUAUUGUUAGCUGACAAUUGGUUAUUGAAUUUAUUCAUUGCAGGUUUUGAUAAAACAUAUUGACAUGGUUUCAAACACUUUAAUAUGUCCACAGGUUUUGAACUUUAAUCAUAUCUUUGUUUACAUUGUAUAGUGUUUUCAAAUGGAGUGCACCCAAGAACGAGAUAUAAGGAAUAAGAAAAUCAACAUUGCUCUUUGGGGAGGAAAAAUGACAGACUUUCAAGGUCAAUACGCAGAAAAGAAGAUAAGUACAUCUAUUGUUAUUGUUUCUUCAACAACUGUCAAGACAUAUAUGGGUAUACAUUCUCAAAAAUCUUCAAAAUAUUAUUUUAAUAGUAUAAGAAAUAACAAACUAUAAUCUAAAUUACCUAAUACCAUCUUUUUGUAGGUGAAUAUUCGCUAUCAACAACCAGUUCUACAAAAAUAUACAUCAACCUUGACAUAGCAGAAACUGAACAACUUAUAUCAAGAGAUGAGCAACAAGAGGUUCAUACAAUAGAGAAUCAGCGACCCCCCCAACUUCCACUGGCAGAACAGAUGUCUUUAAAUAGGAAAACUCUAAAAGAGCUAACAACAAUAUCCAUGGCAGAUGUUCAGAAUAGUCCUCUAAUAGUCACCACAUUUGCAACAAUACAAACGAUAUAUAAUAAGUACGGCUGGUACUAUUUGUCAUGCGAAAACUAAGAGGAAAAUGGUACCACGUGAAAAGGAUUAUCAUUGUGAGAACUGUGAUCGAAGCUCUAUUUUCCCAACAGUAAGCUUCAAGGUUGAAGUGGAAGUUGUUGACUCAACUGGGACUGCUGGGUUCACCAUGUUCGAAAGAGAGGUAGAGAAGCUGCUACACGUAUCAGCAACUGGACUGUUGUCGCAAAACAAUGGUGAUAUGAAAGAGGUUCCUCAACGCCUCAAUGAUUUAUGCGGACAGAAGUUGAUUUUUCAAAUCAGAAUAUCUGAUAAACAAUUUAAGAAUGGUUGGGAAAGAUUCACUGUCACCAAGAUAUUCAACCCUGACAAUGAACCGGAUCAACAGAAAGGGAAAGAGAUUAAUCGUGGAAGUGAUUACAAGCGUCUAAAAAGAAUGCAAGACUUGCCAGGACCAAGUUCACAGGACAAAGAAAAAAACAAAGCAUCCGAUUCUACUCAACCAAACGAUGAUGACAGUGGAGAGAAACCAACCGGGGAAAACAACGCAUAUUGAAGAAAAAUAGCAAAAAUUAGUAACUCUCAUUGCCUUUUAAGGACCAGCAAAG
Molecule: messenger RNA, 1260 nt
Organism: Tripterygium wilfordii
Lineage: Eukaryota; Viridiplantae; Streptophyta; Magnoliopsida; Celastrales; Celastraceae
Product: replication protein A 70 kDa DNA-binding subunit D-like
Exons: 6
Coding region: 702-1208 (168 amino acids)
Source: RefSeq, a predicted model, not a curated record